UGUUGACUAAAAUAAAAUCUAGGACAACAACAUUUACGGCUGGAAUCAAAUAUGACUACACAAUCAACGAAAAUCAUGUUUCAAAUCAUCAUUUAUACCUAACAAAACCCUGUCUGCCGUCUCCCGCCGUCAACUGUCAUCGGAAUAAUGCUAAACAGGUCAUCCCCUCCGAUUUAAUCUCUAUAUUUCUAAACUCAAAAAAGAAAUGGCAAAGUGUUUCAGUUUCACAGCAUCAAGAGACCGGUGUUUCCGGUACUCCUUCAGCCGCACCGGUCUCAAAUCAACCACCAUCACCCUCCACGACGGCGCCACCGUCAUCCACUUCUGGAUCCCCAAAACCCCAAAACCCAACAAACCCAAUCUCCUCCUCAUCCAUGGCUUUGGCGCCAACGCAAUGUGGCAAUACAACGACUUCAUCUCUCCACUCGUUUCCAAAUUCAACGUCUACAUCCCGGACCUUUUAUUCUUCGGCGAAUCCCACACGACCCGACCCGAACGAACUGAACACUUUCAGGCGGAGUGUCUUAUCUCAGCCAUGGAAGUCGUUGGUGUUAUUGGGAAGAUUCACGUGAUGGGGCUGAGCUACGGUGGGUUUGUGGGGUAUAGUAUGGCGGCGAAGUUCCCGGAGAAAGUGCAGAAGGUGGUGAUCGCUUGUUCUGGUGUUUGUGUCGAGGAAAGUGACAUGGAUAAAGGGUUGCUUAGUGUGAAGAGUAUUGAUGAUGCUACAAGUAUUUUGUUGGCUCAGACGCCGGAAAAGUUGAGGGAGUUGAUGAAGGUGGCGUUCUUUAAACCUCCGGUGAAUGUCCCUUCUUGCUUUUUAUCUGAUUUUAUUGAUGUCAUGAACACAGAGUAUGUUCAAGAACGUAAAGAAUUGAUUGAAGCGUUAUAUAAAGGUCGAAAAGUGUCUAAUCUUCCAAAGAUCACUCAGCAUACGUUGAUCAUAUGGGGAGAGCACGAUAAAAUAUUCCCAAUUGAAUUAGGUCACAGGCUAAAACAACAUUUAGGAGAAAACGCGGAUUUUAUAAUCUUGAAGAACGCCGGACAUGCAAUCAAUGCCGAGAAACCAAAAGAACUCUACAAAAACAUGAAAUCAUUCUUCACUGUUCCCAUUACACAAAGCACACAGUAG
Molecule: messenger RNA, 1129 nt
Organism: Lactuca virosa
Lineage: Eukaryota; Viridiplantae; Streptophyta; Magnoliopsida; Asterales; Asteraceae
Source: the annotation of a GenBank genome assembly